AUGCCGCCUCGACCGUCGAUACGUCUAGGCUUCACCGGCCUCUCCCCGACGCCUCGGAGGGCCUUUGCGCACAAGGCCCGGCAUAGACAUCCACCUCCACCGCCGUUUAACACCGUACCUACAUGCCCGGAGCCGACAUGUGGGUGCGCCGACACCCCCGCCAUGCCGGAAGGUCUACCCCUGGACCGUGAGGGACCGCUCAAGGCUGCUAUUGCUGGGUAUGCGGAGCAGGUGCUCGUUUGCACCGACAAGUCGGAUUGGCCGUCGAGGAUAGAGGAGGAUAAUAGCGGUGAUAACUUGGCGGCGGAUCUGAAGGAGUUGUUUGGACGGGGCGGGACGUAUAGCGAUCCAUUCCACAACGUCUCCGUCCUCAACUCUUCCUUCCCAAGUUCCAUACCACCCCGUGUCGAAGUCCAGACGACAUCCGCGUACCUCCUCCCGAGCUUCAAAUACGUGCCCUUCCUCCCGCGGAUAUCCUUCGACAGCGUCCAAGCCCUCGCCAAGGGCUUCCUCCUGCCCAAGAAGCUACACUCUGCACACGAAGGCCUCUCACCAAUCCACCGCGACCGGCUCACGCGCAAAGAGGCAUACCAGGGACUCCUACCAGGCGUGCAAGACGUGCGGGAUGUGUUGGUGUUGAUAUGUGGACAUGGUGGGCGGGAUGCCAGAUGUGGGAUUAUGGCACCUGUGUUGGAGACAGAGUUUAAAGAGAAGCUGAGGAGUGAGGGAUUGGACGUGCUAGAAGGCGCUGUGCAAGUUCCUAUAGGCCUUGAGGAGGUGCAAAGGAUACAAGGCGAAGCUGGCCCCGAAGGAACAACAGCAAGAGUCGGGCUUAUAAGUCACAUCGGCGGACACAAGUUUGCGGGAAACGUCAUCAUCUACCUCCCGCCGCACAUGAAGAUGGGAGACAUGCCGCAUCCGCUGGCGGGGCAUGGGAUCUGUCUCAUAAUCGGCGGUGCCGGUUAUUACCUCGCCACGCCGCACUCUAAACCAGACACUCUCAACGACAUCUCGUUCGUGCCGUACGCCAUCACGCACCGCGAGGCCAUCUCACCAACCUCGUUUGUCAUCACUAUAGUCCCCCGCAAGCCCAACCCCUCGCCGCCAUAUCUCACUUCCUCGGAUACAAGCUCGCGAUGGAGCCAUCCCCUCUGGUCCGUCGAGUUCAAGCAGCCCGAGGUUCAGAUCUCGAGGCAUUACACGCCCUUGCCACCCCUGGCUAGUGAGGACCCAGCUGAUGGCGCUCUUCGCUUUUACAUCCGUGCCGUUGGUGAUGGUGAGAUGUCCAACUAUCUCGCCCGCAGACAGGUCGGACAGGACGUCUUCCUCCGUGGACCUCACAUAGGCUUUGAGCUUGCUGAACGUCUAGGCGAGCACAAGCGCCUGGUGUUCCUUGCUGGCGGCACUGGUGUUGUACCGGGCAUGCAGGCUGCAAAGGCGGUACUCGAAGCGAGCCCUGAUGCCAGUGUGGAUUUGCUCUGGGCCGUGAGAAAGAGGGAAGAGAUACAGAACAGCGCGGCCCCAAAGCAGUCUUCGUGGAAAUUCUGGCAAGAAAAGAAACCGACUACUCUUGGCCUCCAGGUUGAGAACCCCAGCCCUGUGACCAGGCGUCUACAGGAUCUCAAGGCGACCUACGGUGAUCGCCUAAGCAUUCAAGUCGUGGUCGACGAGGAGGGUACCAAGUUCCAAGAUAAGGACAUUAAGAACACCAUUCUCGCCUCGCCCAGCACUGCAGUUUCACCUAGCUCAGGCUGCCGCUUCCACGACCAGAUGAUGCACGUCCACGCUUCCGAGUUUGCCCUCCCUGAUGCCCCCGGAUGUGCGUGUACGCCACCCAAGGGGACACCAGUUGGCAAGAACCUCUUCAUCGUGUCCGGUCCUGACGGCUUCAUCGAGCACUACGCUGGAGCCAAGAUCUGGCUAGGCGGCCAGCAGACACAGGGACGCGUAGGUGGUAUUGCUGGCCAAAUACAGCGUCAGAAUCCCACAAUAGCACAGGAUUGGCUCGUUCUCAAGAUGUAG
Messenger RNA from Fusarium falciforme, 2022 nucleotides. Its product is annotated as FAD-binding FR-type domain-containing protein. Gene Ontology annotation, molecular function: oxidoreductase activity. The transcript is spliced from 3 exons. The record is from RefSeq and is a predicted model, not a curated record. NCBI's taxonomy places the organism in Eukaryota, Fungi, Ascomycota, Sordariomycetes, Hypocreales, Nectriaceae. The coding region runs from base 1 to 2022 and encodes 673 amino acids.